This is a messenger RNA of Cherax quadricarinatus, 7962 nucleotides long. The record is from RefSeq and is a predicted model, not a curated record. Lineage: Eukaryota; Metazoa; Arthropoda; Malacostraca; Decapoda; Parastacidae.
UCCUCGCCACCAUGGAGACGACGCGGGUGGUGCUGGUAGCGACGUGUGCGCUACUCUGUGCUGUGUGUGUCACCUCUCAAGGCUACUCUCUCCCAGUACCUACAUCACAUCUCUCCUCGAGAGGUGGUGACCACGGCGAUAACUACGACGACCUGGAUGAUAGCUACGCCUUCAGAUACGACGUAAAAGACGAUUAUUCCGGUAAUAACUAUGGUCACUAUGAGAACCGGGAUGACAGUUCGACUCAGGGCGAGUAUUACAUCUACCUGCCGGAUGGUCGCCGCCAGCAGGUCAGCUACGUGGUGGCCGGAGACUCCGGCUACGUGGCACAGGUCAAGUACGAGGGUGAGGCUGACAGCUACAGCUAUAGCACUCAGACCCAUGGAUCCUUGAGUGGUGGGAGAGUGGCGAGUGGGAAACUGCGGGCCUCAGCGCGCAAGUCUGCAGCAGAUGAAGCUGGAGUCAGCUUUGGCUCGGGAGCUGGAGCUGGCUUCGGUGCAGGAGCUGGAGUUGGAUCAGGAUCUGCCUUUGGUGCAGGAGCUGGAGCUGGCUUCGGUGCAGGAGCUGGAGCUGGAUCAGGAGCUGGCGUUGGUGCAGGAGCAGGAGCUGGCUUUGGUGCAGGAGCUGGAGCUGGCUUCGGUGCAGGAGUUGGAUCAGGAGCUGGCUUCGGUGCAGGAGCUGGAUCAGGAGCUGGCUUCGGUGCAGGAGCUGGAUCAGGAGCUGGCUUCGGUGCAGGAGCUGGAGCUGGAUCAGGAGCUGGCUUCGGUGCAGGAGCUGGAGCUGGAUCAGGAGCUGGCUUCGGUGCAGGAGCUGGAUCAGGAGCUGGCUUCGGUGCUGGAUCAGGAGCUGGCUUUGGUGCAGGAGCUGGAGCUGGAUCAGGAGCUGGCUUCGGUGCAGGAGCUGGAUCAGGAGCUGGCUUCGGUGCUGGAUCAGGAGCUGGCUUUGGUGCAGGAGCUGGAGCUGGAUCAGGAGCUGGCUUCGGUGCAGGAGCUGGAUCAGGAGCUGGCUUCGGUGCAGGAGCUGGAUCAGGAGCUGGCUUUGGUGCAGGAGCUGGAGCUGGAUCAGGAGCUGGCUUCGGUGCAGGAGCUGGAUCAGGAGCUGGCUUCGGUGCAGGAGCUGGAUCAGGAGCUGGCUUUGGUGCAGGAGCUGGAGCUGGAUCAGGAGCUGGUUUCGGUGCAGGAGCUGGAUCAGGAGCUGGCUUCGGUGCUGGAUCAGGAGCUGGCCUUGGUGCAGGAGCUGGAGCUGGAUCAGGAGCUGGCUUCGGUGCAGGAGCUGGAUCAGGAGCUGGCUUCAGUGCAGGAGCUGGAUCAGGAGCUGGCUUCAGUGCAGGAGCUGGAUCAGGAGCUGGCUUUGGUGCUGGAACUGGAUCAGGAGCUGGCUUUGGUGCAGGAGCUGGCUUCGGUGCAGGAGCUGGAUCAGGAGCUGGCUUUGGUGCAGGAGCUGGAGCUGGAUCGGGAGCUGGCUUCGGUGCAGGAGCUGGAUCAGGAGCUGGCAUUGGUGCAGGAGCUGGAGCUGGAUCAGGAGCUGGCUUUGGUGCAGGAGCUGGAACUGGAUCAGGAGCCGGCUUUGGUGCAGGAACUGGAUCAGGAGCUGGCUUCGGUGCAGGAGCUGGAUCAGGAGCUGGCUUCAGUGCAGGAGCUGGAUCAGGAGCUGGCUUCAGUGCAGGAGCUGGAUCAGGAGCUGGCAUUGGUGCAGGAGCUGGAGCUGGAUCAGGAGCUGGCUUUGGUGCAGGAGCUGGAACUGGAUCAGGAGCUGGCUUUGGUGCAGGAGCUGGAUCAGGAGCUGGCUUCGGUGCAGGAGCUGGAUCAGGAGCUGGCUUCGGUGCAGGAGCUGGAUCGGGAGCUGGCUUUGGUGCAGGAGCUGGAUCAGGAGCUGCCUUCGGUGCAGGAGCUGGAUCAGGAGCUGGCUUCGGUACAGGAGCUGGAUCAGGAGCUGCCUUCGGUGCAGGAGCUGGAUCAGGAGGUGGCUUCGGUGCAGGAGCUGGAUCAGGAGCUGCCUUCGGUGCAGGACCUGGAUCAGGAGCUGGCUUCGGUGCAGGAGCUGGAUCAGGAGCUGCCUUUGGUGCUGGAGCUGGAUCAGGAGCUGGCUUCGGUGCAGGAGCUGGAUCAGGAGCUGCCUUCGGUGCAGGAGCUGGAUCAGGAGCUGGAUCAGGCACUGCCUUCGGUGUUGGAGCUGGAUCAGGAGCUGGCUUCGGUGCAGGAGCUGGAUCAGGAGGUGGCUUCGGUGCAGGAGCUGGAUCAGGAGCUGCCUUCGGUGCAGGACCUGGAUCAGGAGCUGGCUUCGGUGCAGGAGCUGGAUCAGGAGCUGCCUUCGGUGCAGGAGCUGGAUCAGGAGCUGGCUUCGGUGCAGAAGCUGGAUCAGGAGCUGGCUUCGGUGCAGGAGCUGGAUCAGGAGCUGGCAUUGGUGCAGGAGCUGGAGCUGGCUUCGGUGCAGGAGCUGGAUCAGGAGCUGGCUUCGGUGCAGGAGCUGGUUUUGGUGCAGGAGCUGGAUCAGGAGCUGGCUUCGGUGCUGGAGCAGGAAGUGGAUCAGGAGCUGGCUUCGGUGCAGGAGCAGGAGCUGGCUUCGGUGCAGGUGCAGGAGCAGGAGCUGGCUUUGAUUCAGAUGUUGGAACAGGAGCUGGAAGUGUCUUUAGUGCAGGUGUUGGAACAGGAGCUGGAACUAGCUUCAGUGCAGGUGUUGGAACAGGAGCUGGAACUGGCUUCAGUGCAGGUGUUGGAACAGGAGCUGGAACUGGCUUCGGUGCAGGUGUUGGAACAGGAGCUGGCUUCGGUGCAGGUGUUGGAACUGGAACUGGCUUCGGUGCAGGUGUUGAAACUGGUGGAACUGGCUUCAGUGCAGAUGUUGGAACAGGAGCUGGCUUUGGUGCAGGUGUUGGAACUGGAACUGGCUUCAGUGCAGGUGUUGAAACUGGAACUGGCUUCGGUGCAGGUGUUGGAACAGGAGCUGGCUUCGGUGCAGGUGUUGGAACUGGAACUGGCUUCGGUGCAGGUGUUGGAACAGGAGCAAGAGCUGACUUUGGUGCAGGAACUGGAGCAGGAGCUGGCUUUGGUGCAGGUGUUGGAACAGGAGCUGGAGCAGGUGUUGGCAUUGGCUCUGGAGCAGGAACUGGCUUUAUAUCAGGAGCAGGGACAGGCUUUGGUGUAGGAUCAAGAUCUGGCUCUGGCUUAGCAGCAAGUGUCAGCCUAGGAGCAGGAGGCAGCAGUGGCAGCGUUGAAUCAAGGACAAGCACUGACUUCACCUCGGAAACAGCAGCAGGUUUUGACAGGGGAACAAGCGCCAGCUUUAUUUCAGAAGGAGCAGGCUUUGACACGGGAACAAGCUCUACCUUCACUUCAGGAGCGAGCUUUGAAGGAACGAGUGCUGGCUUCACCUCAGGAGCGGGCAUUGAUGAAGGAACAAGCACCGGAGGCAGUGCUUCUUUCACUUCAGAAAGCGAUGGAUUUGCUUCUUCAGGCGGAGUUGAAGAAAUUAGCAGUGGAGGUAUACAAGCACAGGCUUUAACAGGUGAAGGUGAAGAUAGUGGUGAUCAUGGUGAUUCUGAUGGAGAAAGUGAAUUUAACGAAGAUGAAGAAGGUGGAGAGCAGGAAUCGACAGAUGGAUUUGGCAGUGCUGACUCAGAGGGCAUUAGUGAGGAACAUGCAGAGGGAGUGAGUGGUGACAAUGGUGGCUUUACAGAUAGUCAAGCAGGUGGCUUUGCUACAGGGGCUGGAGGGGACUUUGGUGGUCAGUCAGAAGGUGGAGGAGAUUUUGCAGUAAGCCAGACAAGUGGUGCUGGAAGCUUUGGCACAAGUGAAGGUGGCUUUGGUGAUGGUCACACAGGUGAAGGUGGUUUUGGUGGUCAGACAGGAGGUGGUGGUGGUGGUGGUGGUUUUGAUGCUGGUCAAACAGGAGGGGAAGGUGGUUUUGGUAUAAGUCAGACUGGAAGUGGAAAUGGCUUUGCUGUUAGCCAGAGAGGAGGAGGAGGAGGAGGUGGAUCUGUUGUUCAAACACAAGACAGGGGAGUUAGCUUUAGUGUCGGUCAAGCAGGAGGGGCUGGCUUUGGUGUUACUGGGAUAAGUGGAGCCGGUGGCUCUGGCCUUUCUAUUGGCCACAUAGGUAGGGGUGGCAUUUCCACAAGUCACACUGGUAGUACGGGUGAAUUUGGUACCCAGCAGACUGGAAGUGUUUUCAGUUCUAGUUCAGCCAGUGGAGGAGGCUUCAGUACUACUACAGCUAGUCCGAUAGUAACUUCAGGCAGCAGGUUUACAUCCGGUGGAAGUGGAAGCUCCAUCAUCACUGCAGUUCCUGCAUCCAGUGCUUUUAUUUCAACUUCUGCUCCUUCAAAGAAUGUGGCAAGCCAUGCUAGUCAAACAGGAUUCAGUGGUCAAACAGCAAGUGGAUUUUCAGCUGGUCAAGUAGGUGGAGGAAGUGUGGGUAUUAGUGGAAUCAGCAGCAGGACAAGAGGAGGCUUCUCUGUCGGGUCAACUUCUGCUCCUGUUGUAAGCGCUCUAAUAUCAACUCCUGCACCUGCUUUCAGCACUGUACAGCAGCUAAGCAAGGGAGAAUUUGGACAGUCAGCAAGUGGUUUUAGUGGCAGUACAACUGUAAGAACUGGUGGCAGCAGUGCUAUUAGUAAAGCAAGUGGAAUUUCUAUAAGUCAUAGCGGUGGUACUGGUGAAUUUGGUGCUCAGCAGGCUGGAGGUAGCUUCAGUUCUGGUUUUGCCUCAACCAGUGGAGGCGGCUUCAGCUCUACUACUACUGCUAAGCCACUUGUAAGCUCUGGAGGAGGAUUCAUAUCUGGUGGAAGUGGAAGCUCAGUUAUCACUGCAGUUCCUGUGACCAGUGCCUUCGUUUCGUCGACUACUGCCCCUGUCAAGAGUGUAGGAAGCAGCACAAGACUAAGUGGUGGACAGUCAGUAGGAUUCGGAGGUAAAGCAGCAGGUGGAUUUUCAGUUGGUGGUAGUGGAUUAGCAGGUGGAAGUGUGGGUGUCAGUGGAUUCAAUGCAAAGGCAAGAGGUGGAGGAUUCUCUGCUGGGUCAAGUGCCAGUGGCUUUGCAGCAGGUAUUGGUGGAGGAACUGUUAAUGCUGUCACUCCUGCUACUCUCACACGUGCUCUGGUUUCAACUUCUGCACCCUCUUUUAACACUAUACAGCAGACAAGUAAAGGCAAAUUUGAACAGUCACGGAGUGGCUUUAGUGGCAGCACUGCAGGAACAAUAAUCAAUGCUGCUACAGUCACGCCAAUCAUUAGCUCAGCUGGGGCAAGUUCAAGUGGUGGGUUUUUAACUAGUGGACUUUCUGCUGGGGUCACCAGUGCUACCCCAGUGGCCAGUGCUCGCUUUGUCACCCCUGCUCCUGCAGUUACUGUGGGAAGUCUCUCAACUCAAUCAGGAUUCAAUGGUGGACUUGCUCAAGCUGGUGGAUUUUCAGCUGGGAGCAGAUUCAGUAGCAAAAGUGGUGCUGGAUUUCGUGGCAGGAAUGUAGAUGCCAAUGAACUUGUUGUUCAACAAGUUGGAAAAAGUGGAUUUGUUGGUAGUUCAGGGUCUGGAGUUGUGAGUGUUAGUCCUGUCACCAGUGCUAUUGUUUCAUCAGGACCCAUAUUGACUCUAGGUAGCCAUGGGGGUCAAGCAGGAUUUGGUGGAGGUCAAUUUACAUCUGGAGGAUUCAGUCAGUCAGGAUUCAGUAGUGGAUUUGCUGGUCAGGCUUCCAGUUUUGAUGGCAGGAAAAGCAGCCGAACUUUGUCAGGUCCCAAAAUUCAUGUGAAUCAGGGCGAACCCAUAAUUGCUGCUACGGUAAGAACGGUAGAUGCCUCUCCAGCAAAUGUAUUGAGUACUCUUGUUAAUGCUUCGCGGAAUAAAGUCCAGAUUGCCCCGGCUAGUCAAGUAAUAUCUCUGGGAUCACUUUCUGGAAAAACCAAAAAGAUUUAAUGAUAUAAAACACACGAGCCUGUGAUGCUCUUUUGUAAAGUUUGUCUAUGUUCCACACAUCCAUAUGCAAUCAUGUGCAGCUCAUAUGAAUCAGAAGUCUUACAUGAACAAAAAUUCACAUCUAGUCAAAUACUGUAUUUGCUGCAUUUUGUGUAUGCACAAAUCUUUAGUGUUCAGUUUCAUCUUAAUUUACUGCUGCCCAUUCUAAAACAAAGCUUUGGUCCUGUCAUAACCUGUACUGGGAGCUAGACACAAACAGGUCUUGGUUGCCAGCAAGAUAUCAAAAUUCUAUAUAAUUAUAUUCAACUUAUAAUCAUGGGGAAGCACUAAACCCAUAGGAUUAUACAGUGCCUGUGGGGAGGGGAUGGAAGGUAUUCAGGCUUAAUUCAGGGAACUGGAGCAGAUCCAAUUCCCUAGAUCAAGAGCCCCUCACCAGCAUCAAGUAGUCUCCCUCAAGGUUCAAAGUACCUAGAAAAAGCAAUACAUAAUAAGGUUUGAUCCAAAGGUGAAGGUAACUAAGAGCCCUUAAUGAGCAUCAACAUACUUUACCUUGAAGGAUCAAAUUAUAAGUUCAUGCUUAUUUUUAUCUUAGCAAAAUUGGUUACAUUAGUAAUGUGCCGUUACCUUAUUACAUUUUAAGUGCUAAACCCAUAAGGAUUAUUAUAAUAAUCAAAGCAUUAAACAACCAUAAGGUAUGUUAUUAUAAUCAAUUAUUAUUAUUACAAUCAAAAGGAAGCGCUAAGCCACAUAUUAUAGUCAAAAAAGUACUAAACCUAUAAGGGUCAUACAGCCCUAUAAGGUAUGACAUUAGGUUAAAUUGUAAUCAAAUUAUAAACAGAUUAAAAAUUAAACUAUUCCCUUAGCAAAAAUCAAUCUUACAUUGUUGGUAUACAGUCCUAAAGCAAAGAGCACCAGUCUUAAAAGAAAAGUUAUGAAAAGCAUACUUAAUACUUUAAUUCAAAAAAUAGUUCUUAGUGUGUGCAUAAACACCUGUACCCACAUCUGAACACUUUCUAUCAUGAAGGUGAAAAUCCUAUGGAAGACUGUGAUCCAAGGAAUUCGAGUUACCCUUCACUUCCUUGAAUCAAACCCAAUUACUUCCCAUUCCCCCAGACAGUGAAUGACCCCAAGAGCUUCACACUUCCCCAUGAAUAAAGUAAAUGCAGCAUUGCUUUCUUGUAUCCAGAUGCAAUAGUUGGAAUUCCAUUCCAUUCAUAAAUGAUUCAGAGGUUAAAAGUCAGGAGGAACACUUUAGGUUCUAAACUGUUCAUUUUAAAUUACAAUUUUAUUAUAAUCAAGGGAGAAGCACUAAACCCAUAGGAUUAUACAGCACUUGGGGGGGGGGGGAAUGGAAGGUAUUCAGGCUUAAUUCAAAUUACAAUAAAAAGUGCUGAACCCACAAUUUUUUUUUUUUUUUUUAGUUUAGAUUAUAAAAAAAAGCACUAAACUUUUUAAGUUUAGAAUACUUAUAUUGGAAAGAGUUAAACCUGAAGGGUUCUGUAGUGCCUAGAGAAUGGGUAGUUCUAUAAAAUUUCAUCUAAGGAAGAAUGUAGCUAAUUCUGUCAAGAACCUUUUAUCACCACCACUUCCCAUGACAACCUUAACAUCAACCCCUGAUUUUUUUUUUUUCCACUUUCAAAUUUCUUACAUUGUAGUCAAAGGAAUAUCACAAGCUUCAAAAUUUGCAAUAUAAAACUGUGUAAUGCGGAAUUAUUAUAAUAAAAAAGAGGCGCUAAGCCACAAGGACUAUACAGCGCUGCAGGGUAGGGAAGGAAGCGAGGGUAAUCGGGCGGCAGAAGGGGAAAGGGAUGAUUAGUAGGUUACAGAAAACAGCGGGGCAGGGGAUAGUGCAGGGGUAGAGGUUAACAAGAGAUCGAGGUAGAAAGGGCUGAAGGUAUCAUCAGAGUUUGUGGAGCAAGUCAGUUGUCAAAAAGUCAAUGAGAGUAAUGCGUAAAAUUACUCCUUAUAACCUUUCCAUUAUGCAGGAGAGCCUCUAUGUAUUACCAUGUGUAAUUUUGAGUUUAGUUUCUAGUUGUAGUUAUACAUUUUAUCUGCU